UCCGUUUCGUCCGCCCUCCUCCGCAGCCUUGCUCCGUGGACCAGCCCCGGGGGCCCCCGUUCUCCCCUCGUAGGUGUUGGGGCUUGGCCCCAGCCCUCCAUCUUCGUUUCUCACCAUGGCGAGCAGCAGCGGCUCCAAGGCCGAAUUCAUUGUCGGAGGGAAAUACAAACUGGUCCGCAAGAUCGGGUCUGGAUCCUUCGGGGACAUCUACCUGGCCAUCAACAUCACCAACGGCGAGGAAGUGGCCGUGAAGCUGGAGUCGCAGAAGGCCCGGCAUCCGCAGCUGCGGAAGGAGAGCACGCUCUAUAAGAUCCUCCAAGGCGGGGUCGGCAUCCCGCACAUACGGUGGUAUGGUCAAGAAAAAGAUUACAAUGUGCUAGUCAUGGAUCUUCUUGGACCCAGUCUUGAAGACCUCUUCAAUUUUUGUUCAAGAAGAUUCACAAUGAAAACUGUACUUAUGUUAGCUGACCAGAUGAUCAGUAGAAUUGAAUAUGUGCAUACAAAGAAUUUUAUACACAGAGACAUUAAACCAGAUAACUUCCUAAUGGGUAUUGGGCGUCACUGUAAUAAGUUAUUCCUUAUUGAUUUUGGUUUGGCCAAAAAGUACAGAGACAACAGGACACGACAACACAUACCAUACAGAGAAGAUAAAAAUCUUACUGGCACUGCCCGAUAUGCUAGCAUCAAUGCACAUCUUGGUAUUGAACAGAGUCGCCGAGAUGACAUGGAAUCAUUAGGAUAUGUUUUGAUGUAUUUUAAUAGAACAAGCCUGCCAUGGCAAGGACUAAAGGCUGCAACAAAGAAACAACUAUUUGAAAAGAUUACUGAAAAAAAGAUGUCCACUCCUGUUGAAGUUUUAUGUAAAGGCUUUCCUGCCGAAUUUGCCAUGUACUUAAAUUAUUGUCGUGGUUUGCGCUUUGAGGAAGCUCCAGAUUACAUGUACCUGAGGCAGCUAUUCCGCAUUCUUUUCAGGACCCUGAACCAUCAGUAUGACUACACAUUUGAUUGGACAAUGUUAAAGCAGAAAGCAGCACAGCAGGCGGCCUCUUCCAGUGGGCAGGGUCAGCAGGCCCAAGCUCCCACAGGCAAGCAAACUGACAAAACCAAGAGUAACAUGAAAGGUUUCUAAGCAUGAAUUGAAGAACAAGAAGCAGAGCAGAUGAUUGGAGCAGCAUUUGUUUCUCCCCAAAAUCUAGAAAUUUUAGUUCAUAUGUACACUAGCCAGUGGUUGUGGACAACCAUUUACUUGGUGUAAAGAACUUAAUUUCAGUAUAAACUGGCUCUGGGCAGCGCUGGUGAUGCUGUAUCCUGAAUUGUAGCCGCUGUAAUUGUGAAUAUUAACUGAGAUAGUGAAACAUGGUGUCCAGUUUUCUACUGCAUUUUUUCGAGUGGAAAAGUUAACUAAAUGGUUGACACAAAUUGGUGGAGAAAUUGUGCAUAUGCCAAUUGUUUUGUUAAAGCCUUUUAUUUUGAACUAUACUGCUUUGAGAAGUCAUUUCAGAAGAAUGGCAUGAACAGUCUUCAGCCACAGUUGUGAUGGUUGUAAAUGCUCACAAUUGUGCAUUCUUAGGGUUUUUCCAUCCCUGGGGUUUGCAAGUUGUUCACUUAAAACAUUCUCAAAAUGGUUGGCUUCUUCUUUGCAAGUCAGCUGAUACGGUAGCAACCAAAGAUUCCAGUGUUUGAGCAUAUGAAAGACUCUGCCUGCUAACCUGUGCUAGAAUAACAGCAUCUAAAGUGAAGAUUUAAGAAACUUAGUGACUACUAGAUUAUCUUUAGGACUCUGCAUUAACUCUAUAAUGUUCUUGGUAUUAAAGGAAAAAAAACCCACAUAUUUGUCACAGAAAAUUAGUUACCAUCUUACAACUGAACAUGUAUGUAUGUUGCUUAGAUAAAUGUAAUCACUGUAAACAUCUAUAUGAUCUGGGAUUUUGUUUUUAUUUUGAAAUGGGAGCUUUUUUUGUUUACAAGUUCAUUAAAAACUAAAAACUUUCUGUAAGGAAAUGAAAUUUUUUUAAAAAAACAAAAAUGCCUUGCUAACUUACUAUGAAUUCAAGAUCUCCCCAAUUUUUUAAUAGACUACUUCAAGCCAUUUGUUAAGUAUGUUCCUUUAUAAAUCAUUUUUUAUUUAAU
Messenger RNA from Elephantulus edwardii (Cape elephant shrew), 2130 nucleotides. It is a transcript of the gene CSNK1A1, whose product is annotated as casein kinase 1, alpha 1. Gene Ontology annotation, biological process: negative regulation of canonical Wnt signaling pathway; signal transduction; peptidyl-serine phosphorylation. NCBI's taxonomy places the organism in Eukaryota, Metazoa, Chordata, Mammalia, Macroscelidea, Macroscelididae. The record is from RefSeq and is a predicted model, not a curated record. Gene Ontology annotation, cellular component: cytoplasm; nucleus. Bases 116 to 1129 code for a protein of 337 amino acids. The transcript has 10 exons. Gene Ontology annotation, molecular function: ATP binding; protein serine/threonine kinase activity.